AUGAAUUCUAUAAAUGAGGACAGUGAUUACGAGGAUGAUUCUGAUCUCAAUAGUCCAUGUAAUUCAGACAAUGAGGAUAAUGAGUGUGGUUUCAUCCUCCCUCCUCCCACACGUGCCAAGAAAAAGGGUAAAAAGCAAACAUCCAGUUCAUUGUUGGUAGGAAAAUCUGAACAUAAUUUUUUCUUCCAUUUAGGCCAAGAAUUUGAGGAUGUAAUUGAGUUCAGAAAUGCAAUUACUACAUAUUGUGUGACUAAUGGCAGAGAUGUAAAAUUUUCUAGAAAUGAUGAGAAGAGAGUACACGGGAAAUGUAAGGCCGAAGGAUGUCCUUGGAGAAUAUGGGCUUCGGUGGACAAAGGCAAAACAACAUUUACAGUGAAGACUCUUGUGCCAACACAUAAUUGUGGAAGGAUUCCAAUUGUUAAAAAAAUCAGGGCUUCUUGGAUUGCAACGACAUACCAUUCUAAGUUUAAGGUAAAUCCAUACAUGAAGUGUCAAGAAAUAGUUGACACUAUAUGGUCCGAAUAUGGUGUGAAAACAUCAUUAUGGUUGGCGUUAAAAGCAAGAAGGAAAGCUCAAAAUUUGAUACUUGGAGAGUACAAGGAGCAAUAUUCUUUGUUGUACAGAUAUGCACAAGAGAUAAAAAGGGUCCUUAUGGUGGACAACUACUUGUGGCUUGGGAAGGGAUGGAAUAACCAAAUGUUCCCCAUUGCAUGGGCAUGUGUAGAAGUUGAAGACACGGAGAGUUGGAGUUGGUUUCUUGAGCUUCUUGCUAAUGAUUUAGGGACUAUAGAUGGGAGUGGUUACACUAUCAUGUCAGAUAGCAAAAAGGUCUACUCAAAGCUAUCUCCAUUGUAUGGCCUAAAGCAGAGACUAGAUGUUGCGCUAGACAUGUAUAUGUAA
Molecule: messenger RNA, 900 nt
Organism: Beta vulgaris subsp. vulgaris (sugar beet)
Lineage: Eukaryota; Viridiplantae; Streptophyta; Magnoliopsida; Caryophyllales; Amaranthaceae
Exons: 2
Coding region: 1-900 (299 amino acids)
Source: RefSeq, a predicted model, not a curated record